CCCGAUUCAACGUCCCAACCCCUAAGCCUAAAGUACAACCCAAGUCAAUCAGAUUAAACUUCUUACGCUAGGCUAGGUUUUCUAAAAAAUCAAAACAGCUUCUUCAUUCUUCAUUCUUCUAAGGCAAAGCGAGAUGGCACUAAGAGGUGUUUGGCAGCUAAAGAAGCUGGUAGUGAGCUAUUGCAAUUGGGGUGGCAGUAGCAGAGGAAUAAGGGCAUUCAUGGAGUCUGAAUUGCCAGCAUUGAAGGAGCAAAAUCCACAGCUUGAGGUGGUGACUGAACUAAAUCGUGGUCAGCAUCCUUUCUUGAAGGGAUUAUACAAAAACAAGAAUGAGCGUGUUGUAUGUGUGAGAAAUUUGAGUCAAGACGAAGUACUUGAAGCAGCAACCAAGCUAAGGAAUUCGCUUGGCAGAAAGGUGGUGAAGAUGAAGACUCGACAUGUUACAAAACAACCAAGCGUUCAAGGUACAUGGUCAACAGCAUUGAAGUUAUAAGCCUACAGAAAAAUUUCAAAGUUAGUGUUUUUGACUUCCUAGGUUUUAUAAUUUGGAUUCUUAAGUCAGAGGUGUAGUCUUCUGGACAAACAAGAUAGGGAUUAUAUGGUCUACAUGUAGUAAGAAGGUAGAUUUUUUCAAUGUAAUAAUUUACUCAUGAUGAUACUGGAAUAGUGGAAUGCAUGUGUUUGUUAUUGUCAUGUUGAAGUUUU
This is a messenger RNA of Nicotiana tabacum (common tobacco), 705 nucleotides long. RefSeq names its product large ribosomal subunit protein mL43-like. Gene Ontology annotation, cellular component: mitochondrial large ribosomal subunit. The record is from RefSeq and is a predicted model, not a curated record. NCBI's taxonomy places the organism in Eukaryota, Viridiplantae, Streptophyta, Magnoliopsida, Solanales, Solanaceae. Gene Ontology annotation, biological process: mitochondrial translation. Gene Ontology annotation, molecular function: structural constituent of ribosome.